CACUUUUUUAGUACCUGUUGAUGUUGACUUGCAUACAACACACAACAAUAUAGCACAAAAUUAAAUUGAAAAACCUUCUGGAUACUUGAAACUUAAUAUGGAAUUUGAAGCGUCUGAACAUAAAAACUUUUAAAGCAAGAAAAAUAUGCUUUGAUAUCCUACGUCUUCAAGCAAAUGCAACAUAUUCUAGUUCUUCGAAAAAUAACAACAAAGACUGGAUAUCGUUUUCUGGAAAGCAUCAUCACAAGCAUGAACCCAAAUGAUUCCAAACUACGAAAACAUAUAUAUUAAUACAAGUUGGAAUAAAUUUAUCUUGUUUUUUUUUUAUAAGAAGUCAAAACAGCUAAAUCCGUAAACAGCAAAUGCUCUCCCACUACUCUACAGAUCAAGGAAAAAAAAAAAAAACAGAGGAAGGGAUAAAGAAAAAAAGCCUGUGAACGCCAUUAGUAUUCCGGCAAUGAUUACGGCAGCCAACAACAUCAAAGUUGAUGAUGCAGAGUCAACUCAACACUAUGAUCGAAGAAGGGAACUGAAAGAGUUUGAUGAUUCAAAAUGUGGAGUAAAAGGGCUUGUAGAUGCUCAGGCAGAGAAAAUACCUCGUAUAUUUGUUCAUCCACAAGUAAACUUGACUCCUUCAAACUGUAACAAUGAAAGAACUCAACUCAAUGUUCCCAUCAUUAGCUUUGGAGGAAUCAGUGAAAGUCCCGAAAAAAGCCGCGCCGAGUUCAUCUGCAAGCUAAGAGAUGCAUGUCAGAAUUGGGGGUUCUUUCAGGUUCUUAAUCAUGGGAUUCCAGUGCCUUUAAUGGAUGAAAUGAUUGAAGGUGUUAGAAGGUUUCAUGAACAGGAUGUCGAGAUAAAGAAGCAAUACUAUUCGCGAGAUGUGUCGAAAAGAUUUUAUUUCAAUUCCAACUUUGAUCUGUAUCAAAGUCCAACGCCUACUUGGAGGGAUACUAUGUACUGUAUUGUGGCUCCUGAUCCACCUAAGCCUGAAGACUUGCCAGCAGUUUGCAGAGAUAUACUGCUGGAAUAUUCAGAUUGUGUAACAAAGUUCGUUGUCAUAUUGCUCGAAUUGCUGUCUGAAGCAUUAGGCCUUAACCCUAGUUACCUAAAAGAUAUAGGCUGUGAUGAAGGCUUAUUUCUCUUGGGACAUUACUACCCGGCAUGCCCUGAGCCGGAAUUAACUCUCGGCACUAACAGUCACACAGACAGUGGCUUCCUCACUGUACUUAUACAAGACCAGAUAGAAGGUCUUCAGGUCCUGCAUCAGAAUCAAUGGGUUGAUGUUCCUCCCGUGCGAGGUGCUUUGAUAGUAAACAUCGCGGAUCUUUUGCAGUUAAUCAGUAAUGACAAGUUCAAGAGUGUAUAUCAUAGAGUGCUAGCAAAAAGAGAAGGACCAAGGAUUUCGGUGCCAUGUUUUGUCAGAACAAAUUUUGGAGAAGGGAGUAAAGUGUUUGGACCGAUAAAGGAGUUGUUGUCUGAAGAAAAUCCACCAGUUUACAGGGAGACCACUGUUAGUGACUAUAUCUCAUACUACUUUAGCAAAGGUGUUGGUGGAGGAUCGCCAUUGUCGCAUUUUAAGAUACAGAGAUCCUAAAGCAAUCGAAUAUACUCAUUCGGGCCCUAAUUUGGUUCGGAUGAACAUGAAAAAGGAAUUGUCACCCAUUCCUCCUCUGCGGGUUCAUGGAUAUGGUAGUUUGUUGUGGGCAUUGCCAUCUGUGGUAUUCUUGGAGAAGAAGAAGAAGUUAAGGUUUGAGCAAACUGGAGAAAAUUUUGUAUAUUCACGAAAUCUAUCAAUCAUCCAUUCACUCUGUACAUUGUUCA
This is a messenger RNA of Oldenlandia corymbosa var. corymbosa, 1821 nucleotides long. NCBI's taxonomy places the organism in Eukaryota, Viridiplantae, Streptophyta, Magnoliopsida, Gentianales, Rubiaceae. The record is from the annotation of a GenBank genome assembly.